This is a messenger RNA of Galeopterus variegatus (Sunda flying lemur), 1571 nucleotides long. It is a transcript of the gene NUBP1, whose product is annotated as nucleotide binding protein 1. Gene Ontology annotation, molecular function: ATP-dependent FeS chaperone activity; ATP hydrolysis activity; 4 iron, 4 sulfur cluster binding. The transcript is spliced from 10 exons. NCBI's taxonomy places the organism in Eukaryota, Metazoa, Chordata, Mammalia, Dermoptera, Cynocephalidae. Gene Ontology annotation, cellular component: cytosol. Gene Ontology annotation, biological process: iron-sulfur cluster assembly. The record is from RefSeq and is a predicted model, not a curated record. The coding region runs from base 404 to 1333 and encodes 309 amino acids.
GAGGAAAUUUGAAUAUAAACUGUCUAUUACUUAAUACUGUUACAUCAACGUUAAAUUUCUUGGGUGUCAAAUGGUUCAGAGGUCACAGAGAAUAACUCCUUUGUUCUUAGGAGAUACAUGCUGGAGUAUUUAUGACAGAUAGGAUUUUUUGUUUUGUUUUCUAGCAGCUGGUCGGUAUGGGGAUCCGAACCGCUAACCUUGGCGUUAUCGGCACCAAGCUCUAACUCACUUUUAAAGGAACAGAAAAGGAAGAGCCCCGCCCUACCAGCACAAGGUUCGCGCGUGCGUACAGCCUUGUAUCUCCGAGCCUUAUUUCGCGCAGCUGGAGGGUCAUAUUGGGCCCGCCAGGAGGAAAUGCGCCACAGGGGGUUCCGGUCACCGCGUCGGCGGCAAAGGCGGAGGAAUGGAGGAGGUGCCUCACGACUGUCCCGGGGCCGACAGUGCCCAGGCGGGCCGAGUGGCCUCAUGUCAGGGAUGUCCCAACCAGCUGCUGUGUGCUUCGGGAGCCGGCGCCGCUCCGGACCCGGCCAUAGAGGAAAUCAAAGAGAAAAUGAAGACCGUGAAACACAAAAUCUUGGUGUUGUCUGGGAAAGGCGGCGUUGGGAAAAGCACAUUCAGCGCCCACCUCGCCCACGGCUUAGCGGAGGAUGAAAACACACAGAUUGCUCUUCUAGACAUCGAUAUCUGUGGGCCAUCAAUUCCCAAGAUAAUGGGAUUGGAAGGAGAACAGUAUGUGGAAGACAACCUGGGGGUGAUGUCGGUGGGCUUCUUACUCAGCAGUCCCGAUGAUGCUGUUAUCUGGAGGGGACCGAAGAAAAACGGCAUGAUCAAGCAGUUCCUCCGUGAUGUGGACUGGGGAGAGGUGGACUACCUCAUCGUGGACACCCCGCCCGGGACGUCGGAUGAACACCUCUCUGUCGUCCAGUACCUGGCCGCAGCCCACAUCGACGGGGCAGUGAUAAUCACCACUCCUCAGGAGGUAGCACUCCAGGAUGUCCGGAAGGAAAUCAGCUUCUGCCGCAAGGUGAAGCUGCCCAUCAUCGGGGUGGUAGAGAACAUGAGUGGCUUCAUCUGCCCCAAGUGCAAGAAAGAAUCUCAGAUCUUCCCUCCCACGACCGGGGGCGCCGAGGUCAUGUGCCAGGAGCUGAAGCUCCCCCUCCUGGGCAGGGUGCCUCUGGAUCCACACAUAGGUAAGAGUUGUGACAAAGGCCAGUCUUUUAUGAGUGAGGCACCGGAUUCCCCAGCCACAUUAGCCUACAGAAGUAUAAUUCAAAAAAUCCAAGAGUUUUGUAGUCUCCAUCAGUCAAAGGAAGAGAACCUCCUCAGCUCCUGAAACACGGGAGCAUGUCGAGGACCCAAGCAGUUACCAAGCCAAGGAACAUGCCGCAGACCUGGUCAGCUGGGGGACAGGGCGGGGUCCACGGCAAAAAGGGACCAGACACUGGCGUGGUUUGAAGUCACUUUCUCAGAGACACUUUAAUCAUCUACUAUUUGUACACUUUUCUUUAGAACAUACUUAAAGGGGGUUCUUUACAAAUGUGCCAUUUUAAAAAUAAAAACGUCUCUUCAGA